AUGGCUUAUAAUCCAGUAACAUUUGGCUAUUUUGACACACAUUUUAUUGCAGGGCAAGAUGAAGUUAGUGCUGACGGUUUAUUAAGAGUCAACAAAAAAUAUAGAGAUGCCUCAAAAUAUCCGGACUUCUUACCCACAUGGGAUCCAAACGAAAAGUACCCACCCAUUGAAUUCCAUAAAUAUGAAGACCCUGCUUUGAGAGCCAAUCCAAAGUUCCCAAAUUUGUUUCCUAAAGGGGUCGAACAUUAUACUUCUAAGAUUACUCCAAAAUUGGGCGCUGAAAUUAGAGGUAUCCAAUUAACAGAUUUGAAUGAUAAAGCUAAAGAUGAAUUGGCUUUGUUUACUGCUCAAAGAGGCGUUGUUGUGUUUAUUGACCAAGAUUUUAUUGAAAAGGGACCCGUUUGUGCUACUGAGUAUGUUAAACAUUUUGGCAAGUUACAUAUUCAUCAGACCUCUGGUAGACCUGAAUCAACGCCCUAUUUACAUAUCGCCUUUAGAAGACCAGACCAUAGUGAAUUUGAAAGAGUUUUCAAAGACAGUAACAGUUCCAUUCGAUGGCAUACAGAUGUUUCUUAUGAAUUGCAGCCCCCAUCCUAUACUUUUUUUGGUCAAGUUGAAGGCCCAGAUAGCGGUGGUGAUACUCUAUUUGCUGAUUCUAUAGAAGCUUAUAAUAGAUUAUCACCUAAAUUCCAGAAGUUUUUAAAUGGGCUUCAUGUUGUUCACAGUUCUAGAGAACAAGCUGCUAGCUCAAAGAAACAAGGCGGUAUUCAAAGGAGAGAAUCUGUAGGAUAUGUUCAUCCACUUGUUAGAGUUCAUCCAGUUUUAAAACAAAAAAGUUUGUUUGUUAAUAGAUCAUUUUCCAGAAGAAUUGUGGAAUUGAAAAAAGCGGAAUCAGAUUUAGUUUUGGAUUUCUUGUAUAAUCUAAUUGAUAAUACUCAUGAUUUACAAUUAAGAGCAAGAUGGGCUCCUGGUUCUGUAGCCAUCUGGGAUAAUCGUAGAGCUCAUCAUAGUGCUGUUAUAGACUGGGAAGAACCGGUCAGUAGACACAAUUUUAGAGUUACUCCACAUGGUGAGAGACCCGUUGAAGAUUUAAAAUUUUUAAAUGAUGAAACCUAUUAUCCAGACUUAGCCUGA
Messenger RNA from Saccharomycodes ludwigii, 1134 nucleotides. It is a transcript of the gene JLP1, whose product is annotated as sulfonate dioxygenase. NCBI's taxonomy places the organism in Eukaryota, Fungi, Ascomycota, Saccharomycetes, Saccharomycodales, Saccharomycodaceae. Bases 1 to 1134 code for a protein of 377 amino acids. Gene Ontology annotation, cellular component: cytoplasm. The record is from RefSeq and is a predicted model, not a curated record. Gene Ontology annotation, biological process: sulfur compound catabolic process. The transcript has a single exon. Gene Ontology annotation, molecular function: sulfonate dioxygenase activity.